Messenger RNA from Angiostrongylus costaricensis, 1440 nucleotides. Lineage: Eukaryota; Metazoa; Nematoda; Chromadorea; Rhabditida; Metastrongylidae. The record is from the annotation of a GenBank genome assembly.
AUGGAGAAUAUCAGCAAUUCCGAGUGGGUGGUGGUGAUCGCCAUGUUGAUGCACCUUCUUAUGGUGCCGUGGACGAAAGUCGAGGAGAGCUUCAACGUGCAGGCAACCCACGAUCUCAUCUACCACAUUUACAACAUAUCUGCGUAUGAUCAUCAUGAAUUCCCUGGUGUUGUUCCGAGAACUUUUGCCGGUCCAAUAUACCUCGCUGUGUUUGGUCUUCCUGUACGCUUUAUCUUCUUCUUGAUGGCGCCAGUUUUCGUAGAUUUGAUUUUAGUUCGCUUUGUCCUUGGAAUGACGACCGUAAUUUCUUUUCUGAACUUCGCCAGGGCUGUAAGCAAGAACUUGGGACCUGAAACUGCUAUGUUUUUGAGGAUUAUCGUUGCCUCGCAAUUCCACAUGCUUUUCUAUGCAUCACGUACACUUCCAAACACAUUCGCUCUCAUUUUGGUUCUCACCGUGUUCCAGAGGUGCAUGGAAAAUCGCUAUGAAAGUGCUGUCCGAUGGGCCACUACAGUUGUAGUGUUAUUAAGAUGUGAGUUGGUGCUUCUGUUUGCUCCUCUCUUUGGGAGAGUAAUUCUAACCGGGCGGCUGCCAUUAUUUGGUUGGGACGGAGCGCUAGUCAUUGGUAUUAAAACGGCUGUUAAAGUAGUUUUUGUUACUGCUUCCGUCGACUCGCUUCUCUGGGGUAAACUUGUAUAUCCUGAAUUGGAAGUUGUAAAGUUCAAUAUUCUUCAUAACAGAAGUCAUGAAUAUGGGGUUUCACCGUUCUUGUGGUACUUCUACUCGUGCCUCCCUCGUGGUUUAAUGAUGAGUCUUCCUUUGGUCGUACUCGGGCCGUUUAUGGAUCGGCGGCUAACAAACAUUGUUCUUCCUGCAUUCAUAUUUGUCUUUCUUUACAGUUUUUUACCUCACAAAGAGCUCAGGUUCAUUAUCUAUUCAUUUCCGCUGUUCAAUCUCUCCGCUGCUGUCUUCUGUUCAAGAAUGCACAUCAAUCGCCAUAAGUCUAUAAUUCGUCGUAUGCUCUAUGUUGGUUGCUGCUUACAUAUCGUUGCUAAUCUUAUUUCUACUGCUGUAUUUCUCUACGCGGGAGCCAGAAAUUACCCGGGUGGUGAUGCCAUUGUACAUCUCCAGUGGACUCAACGGUUCGAUGCUGGCAAACCAAUAUCUGUGUAUAUUGAUAAUGUGUGCGCUCAAACAGGAGUUAGUCGUUUCACGCAGCUUUAUGAUAGCUGGGAGUAUAACAAGACAGAGAGCUUGGCACCAUCCGACAUGGAACGGUUCGAUUUUCUUCUGAUUGGCACUUAUUCGGGGAAUCUGAAGCAGAUCGUAGUCGCUAAUUAUUCAAAUCACCGUCGGGUGAUGUUUGCCGUAUCGGGUUUUCAUCGCUUUACUACCAAACACGCCCUGGGGUCAAAAUAUCAUUUUAUCAUUUUGAAAUAG